Messenger RNA from Fusarium musae, 954 nucleotides. RefSeq lists its product as uncharacterized. The record is from RefSeq and is a predicted model, not a curated record. The transcript has a single exon. NCBI's taxonomy places the organism in Eukaryota, Fungi, Ascomycota, Sordariomycetes, Hypocreales, Nectriaceae. Bases 1 to 954 code for a protein of 317 amino acids.
AUGGAAGAUCAAAGCCUCGCCCACAGCCAUGGGGCGGCUGUGCCAUCUGAAGUCGUUACUGAGAUGCUUCGCACACCCUGGAGUGACGUCUACCGUAUCAGCCCAGAUGGUCAGAAGUACAUCUCACCACAAUGCCUUAUUGGCACCCCUGUGCAAAAGAUCACUGAAGACAGCGACUACUGGAUGCCGAGAUGGCUCUCUCUCGAAUCCUACCUGGCACAAGAGGACUCGGAAGAAAAAAGGAAGAGAGACUCAAAGGAGCAGCUCCGACUCGACCCCUAUAACAAGGACUUUGCCAAGAAACACAAGCUCCACAUGGAUAAUGUGUCUAAACAACGCAAGAUCCGAGAAAUCUUCGGCCAUGAUUCGCCAUACCACCCAAAUCAGCUGGUCUCCAAACACCACCUCCCAACGGAUGGACUAUGUGAGCAGGAACUGAUGUACAAGCUUGCUUGCAAGGUAUCUGACUUGCGAGUUCUACAUGAUAAAGGGGAACUUGCCAUGGACCCCUGGGACUUCCUCCGUUGGCGGAUUGCAAAGAAGAUCCAGUCCAUGUUCACAAUGUCUGCUCAGAGCGGCAGGGAUAUAAUCAAAAGAAUUAUAUUCAGCAUUUGUGAGGACUCAAGUUCAAAGAGCGCCUCUAAGCACUACGAGGACCCCAAGUUGCGCGCUGCUAUUAUACGCUCGGCUGGCUACCAAGGUCGACUGGCCAGCUUCCGUAAGGCAGGCGACAGGAACAGGGUCACCAAGAUCAAGACCAACACCAACACAGCCGGUAUUGGACGUAUCACUCAACGACGCUCAAAACUCGACCCAGUUCCGUCCGCACUCAGUCGGGAGUCAGCACUCAGUCGGUCUGAUAAGCGCCAGAAGAGGUUAUCUCAGCCUUCAACAUACGGCGGGGUGAAUGCUUACCGGGCACAACAACAACAGAGAGGCAACUCAAAGCUCUAA